Cylicostephanus goldi is the source of this 1884-nucleotide messenger RNA. The record is from the annotation of a GenBank genome assembly. Lineage: Eukaryota; Metazoa; Nematoda; Chromadorea; Rhabditida; Strongylidae.
CUGCUCAAAAAUUUUCAGAUCUUGCACAUUGGAGUGCAGCUUGCAAGCGUGAGGAGAACACUUUUCAACGGAAGUGAACGUCAAACUUACCUCGAACACGUUGUAGCCGGUGUAAAAAAGGUCAUCGAGAAUCCUGACAAAUUGACAGAGCAGAUUCAUGUGCUUGGUGAAAGAAAUGAAAGAUUUUAUGGGGAAGUGAUUACCAAGAUUUAUUUGCAGCCUGCGUUCCAUGAAUUCUGUCGGAUGGUAUCACGAUUGAAGACGAACUUCCAGCUUUGUGAACUCAUAAAAGUCCCAGAUUACGCUGCUCUUAUGCGGCUUUUGGCACAAUUUACUGUGGAAAGCUUGAGGCUUUUCUAUGGGCAGAUGAUGGAUCUUUCGGCGAAUAGCACAUACUUUCUGCUUACUUUCUGGCAAAGAAUGGUGACAUCGGUACCCUAUGUGAGGAGUAGUGAGGAUCACUUGCUGAAUUUAUACUGUCCUGAAAUCAUGACGGCAUUCGUGGAAAGUCGAUUGCAAAAUGUUGAACGAGUUGUGAAAGAUGGCCACGAUGAUCCACUGGAAGAUCAAGGUUCCACAUUGCAAAUUAUGGAACACUUGGCCAUCAUCUGCCGAUGCGAAUACGAGAAAACUGCUCGGCUUCUGGCAAAUGCUUUUGACGAAAAUGCUAGGAUACUGGAAGCGGGACCGGAAGGGUCAUGUUCUAACAAUUUUGUUUUCCUGCCUUGUCAUCGCAGUCUUGCGGCCUGGUUCAUUGACCUUCGGGUUCGCAUCGCCGAAGGGCGUCUUGUAUGGCUUGUCACGCUAAUUGGUACGGCUGUAUUUGGAAAAACUGCAGUUUCCAACAAUGAAGAACAUGAUAAAAUGGACGGAGAUUUAGUGGCGAGAUGCUUGAAAUUUAUGCGAAUAAACGAUAAUAGAUUGAUUUUCCCUGCUAAUGUCAACGCCAACCCUGGAAAGGGAAAUGUUCGCUUAGAGGUGGCUUUCAUCCAUCUUUUGGAGCAAUUUCGUCGUGCAUAUAUUAUGGACCAGAUCACCAAGUCGAGCCCAGUAUAUGAUAAGUUGAAUACGGAACUAGGAGUAUCUGACGAAACCGACAUGCUCAGCGUGAUCGUGCAGAAAAUCCUUACCAACCUGAAAUUUUGGGCUACUAAUGAGCAAAUCCUGGAACUAUCUUUAUCGCUUUUGAAAGAUCUUUCACUUGGUUAUACUGCAGUCCGUAAACUGUUUCGUCUUCAAGAAGUACAGCUUCUCCUGAGCAAUCACACGGCAGAGCACUUCGUUUUUCUUGGACAGUCGGUACCAUAUUCAACGAUGAAGCACAGAACUGUCUUUUAUGAGGCUCUCACUCGGCUGCUCACUAUUGAUUUAAACGAUGAUGAACAGUUAUUUGAUCAAUUUAUGCAACCAUUAGCAGCAACAAAGCGUGAACUUACUGCUAUAAUGACAACCCAAAACUACAACGGCGGAGUCUCUCAGGAUGAGCUUCAGAGGGUAGUGGUAGGACUUUGUCGUGACCUGCGUGGAGUUGCUGUUGCUUGUACUACGAAGAAUCUCUUUCAAAUUCUGUUCGAUUGGCUUUACCCAGAUGUUUUCAAUAUCAUGCUGCGUGCUGUAGAAGAAUGGUCAUCUUAUCCACAGGUUAUGACGCCAAUAUUCCGAUUACUUGCGGAGUUGUGCCAAAAUCGACAGCAACGAUUGAAAUUUGAGAUGAGCAGCUGCAGCGCUGUCUUGUUAUUCAAGGAAGCUAGCAAAAUCAUCUGCUCUUAUGGAAAUCAAAUCCUAAUCAUGCCGGAUGUUCCAAAGGAACGCGCAUAUGCGGAGCGAUAUAAGAAUAUCGGAAUCAUUUUCAAUGUGUUGAAAUGUGCACUCAUCGGAGCUUAU